Molecule: messenger RNA, 7551 nt
Organism: Actinia tenebrosa (Australian red waratah sea anemone)
Lineage: Eukaryota; Metazoa; Cnidaria; Anthozoa; Actiniaria; Actiniidae
Product: polycystin family receptor for egg jelly-like
Biological process (GO): calcium ion transport
Cellular component (GO): plasma membrane
Molecular function (GO): monoatomic cation channel activity; protein binding
Source: RefSeq, a predicted model, not a curated record
AUGCCUGAGGUUGCUUCCUUUGACGUUUUGGUUGUCAGUAGUAAUGGGUUCUUCACAGUUAACAAUACAAUAACCUUAAACAUUAAAACUUCCACGCAUGUCCAUGGAAGCCCCCUUUAUAAAAUAGACUUCGGUGACGAGAGCCUGCUUACAGUCACCAACAAGUCAGCAGUAAACCACACUUACACACGAAUUGGUUGUCACGUGAUCAAUGUGACAGGUUUUAACGCGGUGUCGAGUCGUUCGGUGGUUAGGAAGGUUUGCAUUGAAAUAUCUGUGACACCGCUGAAAGGACUAACCAUUGAAACAAAACCUGUUAAAGUCGGUGAAAAUGCAAGCAUUAUAUUGCGUCUCGUAGAGGGAUCACGGUUUGAAUGUCUGGUAUCAUUCUCCGAUGGUAUUUACAACGUAACAAGGAUACAAGAAGGUACACCUCAAAAUGAAGCGAGCGAAGCACGACGCACGAUUAUUGUGACCAGAAUAUUUAAAGAAGCAGGAAUCUAUCUGUUCCAGGCAAGAUGCUGGAACAAGAUAAGUGAGUUGAUUACGAUUGGUAAAGUUAUAGUCCAGCAUGAAAUCAGAGGAUUCUUCUUGCAUACCAUACAAGCUCAGAUUUAUGGAAAAAAUAUUACUAUCAAAUGGGAAGUCACACAAGGUACCAACGUUACGUAUACCGUGACCUUUCAGUCACGGCAUCUGAAUUAUAUAUCACGUGGGAAUUCAAGUAUUGCUGUGAUAACAACUGAUUACUAUUUAGGAGAGGGCUGGUUCAGCGUUACUGUGACUUCAGAAAACCUUGUGACACUGCCCAUAAGUCUUAGCCAGCGAAUAUUGAUUGAGAAACCAAUAACUAAAGUGCAUACCAUUGUCUUGUAUAUCAAGGAGAACUUGGGAUAUCAUGGAUUUGGCAGGGAUAAAAAUCACUUUCCUAUGGGCUUUCAGUUGGACGUCAGCUCUUCUACUCAGUUAAAGUCCAAGUUUGCAAGGUUUUCUUAUUAUUUUAAUGGGAAAGCAAUGGAAAAAUGGGCCAAUAAGGAAUUAAUUCGUUUACCUGUUUUAAAUACUGGACAAUACAACUUAACGGUCACGGCAUUCAACAACGUGAGUCACGCGCAUUUCGUGACAGACAUCUUCAUCCAGAAAGAGGUAGCAUUCAAUGAAAGAACGUUACUCUGCACUAGCCAGGUUGUGAUCAACGAGAAGGGUAGAAUUCGCUUCAUCUUGGGUCAAUUGACCUCAGACGCCUGUUUAACAGUACACAUCGUCAAUGAUACCGUAUAUCACUAUGGCAACAAGGACUGUAAUCUGUUUCGUUUUAAUACUUCAUUGGAAUCCCACGUGUAUAUUGAAACGAUGCCAACAAACUACGUUGACCAAUACCACACCUUCACGACUCUAGGGAGGCGCCUAGUUAAAGUAGCUCUAGCAAACGCAGUUUCUGUGGAAACGCUGCAGUGUGAAGUCGAAGUUCUUCACCUUGCGUGUGUGGCACCAAAAGUCACUUUACAGGAAGUAGGGACACAUUUAUCAAGGCCAAGAACUGUUAAGAGGUCUGAGUCGAUUAAUAUUGAUUCUGAAACAUUAGUGUUUUGUCCAGCUUCAAAACAAACGAUAUUUGAAUGGAGUGUUUUUAAGCUCAAUGGAAAUUCAAAUGUCUAUAAGAAAAUAAAUCUUACAGAACUGGGUAUUAAUUUCAACCUCCCGUCCCUCCUCAUCGAAGAAAGGACGCUUCCUCUUGGGCUCUAUCACGUGAAACUCGCAGUGCGCAUGAGUGAAGAGUGGUUGCACGAGUACGCCGCAGAGGCUUCUGGGUUCAUCGAGGUGGCUGCUUCUGAUCUAGUAGCCGUGGUAUCUGGUGGGAGUCUACUCAGGCGAGGCUUUGGACCGGAAGUGAUGAUUAAUGGUUCAUCGUCCUACGACCCGGAUGUAGGCCACAAUGGCCAUAAAGGAAUGAGCUUCUUGUGGUUGUGUAGGAAUAUGAAUGGAACAUUUCCUGACAAUCUCAUAAAUCCCAUGACUCCCUCCUCACCCAACCAAACAUUACAUGAUGAUGAUGGUACAUGUUAUGCUAAUAAUAGCUCUUACAUUAUGGAGACCAAUAAAACAUCAUUUGCCUUGGAGACGAAGAGGCUGGAGGUGGAUGAGACGUACGUGAUAAUGCUAAUCGUUAAGAAAGGGAAGAGAGUCAGCUCGAUGCAGCAGAUGAUUGAUAUCGUCGCGGGGGAACCGCCUUCUAUUGAGAUACUAUGUGCUGAAAACUGCAAAGAGAAAGUCAAUCCGUCACAGCGCUUGGCGCUAUUUUCAGAAUGCAAAGGUCCCGGAUGCUUGGGCAAGCUGUUCUAUAGCUGGAAGAUCUACACUUUGAAAGAUGACAAAGAAUGGAUCAAAAACAAUCUUACAAAAGAACUUUCCACUUCUGGUUUACCCAUUUUGGUCAUAAACAAAGAUACCCUAGAGGGGGAUAUGCAAUACAAGAUAGAAGUCAGCGCCCAAAGACAAAUCGGUCCACAAGGCUUGGCUACUAAGGAAUUCAUCGUUAACAGUCCCCCCAGAGAUGGACAGUGUGACGUCACACCACGUGUCGGUUAUGUGCUCAUGACCAAGUUUACGUUUCGAUGUUUUAACUGGAUUGACCCGGAUGAGCCAUUGAGUUACCAGAUCCUUUUUUCCAGGCGACAGAAUGAACAAACUAUUCUGUAUUAUGGCGGGAAGGCAGAAGUUGUUGAAGGAUUGCCAUUGGGUGACAGUAAUAGGAAUUUCACUUUAGACAUAGAAAUACGAGUCUCUGAUAGGCUGGGAGCAACAACAACAAUACGCUUGAGCGUUCAGUCACGACCACCUCACCAGGAUCCUUCCCAACUAAUGACCGAGAUAUCGAGCAUGACAACAGGGAAUAACAGUGUGCUGGACUCGCUGAAGAAGUCAGGCAAACCACAGGCAGUUACCCUGACCGUAAACACCAUCAGCUCGUUACUUAACGUUGAAAAUGUACAACCAACAAGCGUAGAAGAUGAGAGGGAACAACAAGCCAAGAAAUCUGAGAUCCGCGGCCAGAUGCUAGAAAGCCUGAACGAAAUCAAAGCAACAAACUUGGAAUCUUUAAAUCAAGUAACUAACGCCUUGACUCAGACAACAAAAGUCGCAAAAGAAAUCCAUCCACAAGCGCAGGUUUUGUCCGCAAACACUAUUAAUAACCUUGGACAGCUUCUGAACAGCCAAGCAGAUAAAGACACUACCUUUGACUCUUUGAAGAGCAGUGCUGAAAGCUACUUCACAGCUCUUGAUGGUGUCCUACAGAUGGUCUCAACAACAGCUGCCAAUGGACCGGUCAGCGGGUUAACACCUACCGCGCAUGUGCCUAAUGUCAGUAAAGCAGUUUAUGCUCAGGCCAAAGAUUCUGCUAAGUCUCUGACUGGAUCCAUAUCCCACGUGACCAGAGGACUUCUACGAAGAAAGCUUCCUAACGAGCAAGCUACAACGUUUGUCGCUCCAGGGAUGCGCGCCAGUUUGAAGCGAGCAAGUCUGGAAGGGCUUGAUGAAGAUCUUUCGCUUGGAAGUGGAGAAAAAUUUGUUGCUUCAAUAGGAGAAGAGUUAAUGGAGAUGGAAAUGGUUGACAAUAAAACAUCACUCGAUCAAGAGGUUUUCACUUUCAACCAAAACGUCUAUUCAUGGGACAAGACGUCAUCCGAGGUAACAAGUCCCGUUAUGAGCCUGUCUUACUCCAUUAACAGCAAACCCUUAGCCAUUACAGGACUUAAAAAACCUAUUGAACUCUUCAUGAAAAGACCCUCAGUAUCACCAACAAUAGAGAUCUUCGACCUCGGGUCUAACAGCUCUUGGAGCUUUCAUAAGUUAGAAGUAACAUCAGGGGAUGAUUCAGUUUACAUUGAAGUAUUUCUCAAUGAGUGCCACCAUCAGCUGCGUGUUUUUGUUCGUAAAGAUUUACAACCGACAUUUGAGAACUUUGAUUGGAAUAUCAAGACACUACCAAGAAUAUCUACUUCCAGUCACAAUAGCAAUAAAACUUGCGCAGACAGCAUGGCUACUUUGUUUCUAUCAAAUAAGAAUCUUUCCAAGGGCGUCUAUUUUGUGGGCAUUACGAUAAAUGGUUCAGAUUUGUCGCCAAUAGAAUCGGUGAGGUAUAGCAUGAGGACCUUCGUAUCAAAGUGUUUGUUCUGGAGUGUGGAAGAGGAAAAGUGGAAAGGAGAUGGGUGCUGGGGAGGGCCCCUGACCAACAGCACUCACAUCCAGUGUUUGACGUCACACCUGACGUCAUUUGGUACUGGGAUGUUCGUUGCACCGAAUCCCAUUUCGUUCAGUCGUGUUGUGAUUGGGUUCAAGGAAGCUUUCGAGACUGGUAAUGUUGUAGUCUUGUUCUCUGUUGCUGGACUGUUUUUAAUGUAUGUGAUGCUUGGUGUAUGGAUCAGACGGAUGGAUAAAAAGGACGAAGUAGAGACGAUGUCAAUAACUCUAUUGCCGCCAAUCAAAGACACUUUUGCGUACACAUACGAGGUUACCAUAGUAACAGGAAGCCGAAAAACUGCGGGCACCACAGCUAAUGUUUUCUGUGAUAUUUAUGGUGAGAAUGGCACCACUGGGGUGUAUCCGUUACUGGUCCCAAAUAACAAGGGUUUCCCACGAAGAAGCAUUAGGACGUUUGUUUUAUCGACACCUGCGAGUAUUGGUCCCAUUGAAGGGAUUAGAAUCUGGCAUGAUUGUCAUGGGAAGAGUUCUUCGUGGUUUCUCAGGAAAAUUCUGAUGAAGGAUCCUCAAACAAAUGAAAAGUGGAUAUUUAACGUCGAUCGCUGGCUAUCAUUAGACGUAGGAGAGGGUCAAAUUGAAGCCUUCCUCAAGUCAAAUACGCCUGAAGAUCGCUCCUCAUUUGGUAUUCUUUUCGACGAUAAACUGCGCAAGGGAAUUUGCGACAAACACAUCUGGUUUUCUCUAUUAUUUCGACCUCAAUGGAGUCCAUUCACACGGCUACAGCGCCUGUCAUGUUGCCUAUCGCUUCUGUGUUUGACAAUGGUGGCUAGUGCUAUGUUCUACGGCGCAGGUCCGGAAGUAGGGGAUACAUCCGGGGAUAUUAUAAUUGGCCCAAUCAAAUUGAAUCUUCAGAUGAUCGUAAUUGGUGUCGAAAGCGCAUUGAUUGUCUUGCCGAUGAAUCUUUUCAUCGUUGGCCUUUUUCGCAAUUCACGACCCAAAGACUACGACUGUACUUGUUCUGCUGUUGACGACGAUACGGAAUUGCAGCUGCAAGAACACGAAGAAGGAUUAGAAAUCUUCCAAAAGGAAGAUAAUUGUGACCUACAAGAAGGCAAUGUAAAACAAGUAGUUGUUAAAUCAGUGAAUGGGGAUAAGGUAAGUGCUGAGGAAACUGAUGAAAAGCAAGCAGAAGACGAAAGAAAACAAACCAAAAGUUGUUGCACCUGCUGUUCAUGGGUUGGCAAACAAGUGUCUCGAAUAACCUCAUACAAAUUCCCACACUGGUGCGUUUAUCUAGCCUGGUUUUUAUGCAUUGCUACUUCUAUCACUUCCUCUGUGUUUGUUAUCUUUUACUCCAUGAUGUGGGGCAAGGCCAAAUCCAACCAAUGGUUGACCACCAUCUAUGUAUCUUUUGUGCAAGAUACAUUUAUCAGCCAGCCAAUCAAAGUGUUUCUGACCGCUUUGCUGUUUGCGCUUAUCAUACGAAAAACGACUGAUGACGAAGAAAUCAAGACCACGCGAAAAAUAGAAACCAUUCCAGUAGAAAACCAACCAGACUACAACGAUCACAGAUACGACGAUGACGUAGCUCCCCUCGACAAUACAACAGUCAACAAACUAAGAAAAGCACAACACAAGAUUGAUGAUUUUAAAAGAAUCUUGCUGGACUUCGGUUACUAUUUGAUAGUGCUGGUGGCGGUGAGUUUCGUAAGCCAUAAGUAUCGCAGUAGUGAAACUGUUGAUAUCAAGAACACAAUGGAAAUGACCUUCGUGAGGCCAGCGGCGGGACUAAACCGUAUUGGGACAUCAGAGGUCAGUUUUAUAAAGACACUGUGGCAGUGGACUAACCAGACCUUGAUUGGAGGAAUAAACGAUGAGUUAGGACAGAACCACUACCACACAGGGCUCAAUAAUGCUGGAAUGAGGGUGUUGCACGCUAGGCUUCGUCAAGUGAGGGUCAAAGAUGAACCAUGUAGAAUAACAGGAUGCAGAACGUACUACUCGUCCAAUCUAGAAGACAAGCAUUCAUACCAAACAGGAUGGAGAAUAACGACCAACACUACCACCACAACACGAGGUAAUACCCCAUGGACGUAUAUAAAUCCCGAGGAGUCGAACCAUACCUUACAAGUCAGCGGUACUUAUACAGACUAUACCGGAGGAGGGUACACCGCUGACCUACAAAAAGAUACCACAGGCUCAAGAGCAGUUGUCAACCAAUUAGCGAGCUCGUCAUGGCUCGACCAAUCAACUCGGGGUUUCUUUGGAGAAUUCAAUGUCUACAGUCCUAACAGUAACUUGAUCGCCGUCGUAACUCUAUUGUUCGAGAUGCCGUCUUACGGGGGUGUGGUAGCGAGCUUAAAAACCUCUUCUUACAAGUUAUCAUCGCCUCAGUACACAGCCAGUGACAUUGGUGAAAUUAUAUUGGUUUUGCUAGUCUUCGUAAUGAUUACUCGAUUUUUACUCGAGAUUUUCCACCUAAGGCUCAAGUUCUUUUACAGCGUUUCAAACAUAUUUGACCUUGCUUUCGUUAUGGUUGGUCUUGCUGUUCUAAUUUGGCGUAUCGUCAUCACAAACAUACAGGCAACCCAGAGAAGACUUUUCCUUCAAUCACGUGACUCCUACAUUGAUUUCCACAAAUGCGGUGAUUAUGCUGACAUGGCGACCAAUAUGUUUGCCUUCUGGUUCUUCAUCGCCGUGGCUCGCUUCGGUGCUUUUCUCAGCUUAUUUUCCUGUGUUCAGGAGUUUUUUUGUACCGUUGUCAAAUCCUUUGAGCAGCUUGGGAAUUUCUUGAUCAUUUUAGUACUUCUGAUAGUCGCGUAUUCUUCGCUCUUCGUUCUAGCCUUCGCAGACCAAUUGGAUGAUUUUAAGAGCUUUUCAUUCGCCAGUCGCACUCUUUUCUCAUUUAUUCUCAAUAACCUCAGCGGCCGUGAGAUAGGACGACCUAAGUUUCUCUUUCUAUUCACUGUCAUCACAUACAGCUUUUCCAUGAUAUUCCUUAUGCUGAAUCUAUUCAGGUCUAUCUUGGGAGAAAACCACAAAAAAGCGCGGGAAAUCUUCCGUCACGUAGAAAACACAAACCUGGCCAAAUCAAUGCUACAUGUUUUCAAAGAAUUCCUUGGCAAAUCCAAGGGUUUAGAAGUGAAAAGACGGCGUAAGUCUGAAUCUGAACUGAGGCUUGAGUCACAGCUAAGAUACGUGAUGAAUAAUCAGUCAGUUAGGAUUGCAAAGCACCUGGAGGAAAUCUUCCUCGAAGAUUAUAAUGACGAUGUUUUGAUUCUACAGAACUUAAUCUCAAAUGUAGAGGAUAAGCACUUUGCUAGUCACGUGAACUCAGUUGAUUUUUAA